ACACCCCCGCCCGCUGGGAUCGGGUACUCGGGACUUGUUGGGACCCGGUUAGUGUUGGUGCUGGAGAGGUGGCGGAUCACGGUGACAGGGGAUCGCGGCAAACCCCCCCGCCUUGUGCAACACAUCUUCUAUUCUGCGGUAAAGAUGGCGGCGUCAGAGGGGGCGCGUAGCGGCCGGACAACGGCAAAACGGUUCUGAAAAGCUCCGGAUUUGACCGAAUCUCGCUCCUCAAGUACCGUUAAUAUAAACUCGGGUACCAUCUGGAUCGCCGGGGUAGAGACAAUCGCUGUCACACGCCGGGGUUGCGGUUUUAUUGUUAAAGGCAGGGUGGGUGGGUUUCACUGAUAUCGGCUAACGUUAGCUAACAGGCUAGCUAAGCGAGCUAAUACGGGCUAGUAAACGUUAGCUCGGCGAAGAAGAGCGGGGAGGGGAUUGAGGAAGACUAUUCGGGCCAGGCCGCUCCAGCUUGGGGGAAUGUGAACCAGAGGUGCGCAGGGGGUUUGCUCGCUUCGUCCCAAACGUCCUUACAACAAACUACCGGGAUGGGACAGCAGGUAGGCCGCGUCGGUGAGAGCACAUCGACCGGACUCCAGCCACCACAGCCCCACGCGUCCCAACCGCACCAAGGGAAGGGGAACCGGGGGAGCGGCGCCGGGAGGAGACCCCGAGAACCCGGCAGUAGCACCGGGACACCGCCAGGCAGGGCUGCUGCAGUCAACGUGCCCGACCCAGGGAUCAAUAUAUUCACUCUGCAUUCAGAAGCUCUCCACAGGCCGUUUGGCCUGGACUCUGCAGCGCUGACGGAGGCAGUGCGCUGGAGCUCCAAGGAGAACCUACUGGGGGCGGCCGAGAGCGACCCCAACCUCUUCGUUGCACUUUAUGACUUUGUCGCCAGCGGAGACAACACGCUCAGCAUCACUAAAGGUGAGAAGCUGCGCGUGCUGGGCUACAACCAGAAUGGAGAGUGGAGUGAGGUGCGCUCUAAGAACGGCCAGGGUUGGGUGCCCUCCAACUACAUAACGCCAGUCAACAGUCUGGAGAAGCACAGCUGGUACCAUGGGCCCGUGUCGCGCAGCGCCGCAGAGUACCUGCUCUCGUCCCUCAUCAACGGCAGUUUCCUGGUCCGGGAAAGCGAGAGCAGCCCCGGACAGCUGUCCAUUUCUCUCCGCUAUGAGGGGAGAGUCUACCACUACCGGAUCAACACGUCCUCUGAUGGAAAGGUAUAUGUGACGUCUGAGAGCCGCUUUGCCACCCUGGCCGAGCUGGUCCACCACCACUCCACUGUAGCCGACGGCCUGGUCACCACCCUGCACUACCCAGCGCCCAAAUGUAACAAGCCCACGGUGUACGGUGUGUCACCGAUCCACGACAAGUGGGAGAUGGAGCGCACAGACAUCACCAUGAAGCACAAGCUGGGAGGAGGCCAGUAUGGAGAGGUGUACGUGGGAGUGUGGAAAAAGUACAACCUCACGGUGGCCGUCAAGACUCUGAAGGAGGACACCAUGGAAGUUGAAGAGUUUCUGAAAGAAGCAGCAGUUAUGAAGGAGGUUAAACACCCAAACCUCGUUCAGCUCCUCGGCGUGUGCACGUUGGAGCCUCCCUUCUACAUCGUGACCGAGUACAUGCCGCACGGCAACCUGCUCGACUACUUGAGAGAUUGUGACAAGGAGGAGGUGAACGCUGUGGUGCUGCUGUACAUGGCCACACAGAUCUCCUCUGCCAUGGAAUACCUGGAGAAGAAGAACUUCAUACACAGGGAUCUUGCGGCGAGGAACUGUCUGGUCGGGGAGAAUCAUGUCGUGAAGGUGGCAGACUUCGGGCUGAGCAGGCUGAUGACUGGUGACACCUACACUGCCCACGCAGGAGCCAAGUUCCCCAUCAAGUGGACCGCACCAGAGAGCCUCGCAUACAACACCUUCUCCAUCAAGUCUGACGUCUGGGCAUUCGGGGUGCUGCUGUGGGAAAUUGCCACCUAUGGCAUGUCUCCGUAUCCUGGCAUCGAUCUGUCUCAGGUCUAUGACCUCCUGGAGAAAGGUUACCGCAUGGAGCAGCCCGAGGGAUGCCCACCUAAAGUCUAUGAACUCAUGAGAGCAUGCUGGCAGUGGAGCCCAUUGGACCGGCCUUCAUUUGCAGAGAUCCACCAAGCCUUUGAAACAAUGUUCCACGACUCCAGCAUCUCUGAAGAGGUGGCGGAGGAGCUCUGCAAGACGGCGUCCUCAGGUCACUGCGGACCGCUGCACCCCUUCAGUCACGACAUGCCCCUGUUGCCUUCCAAAUCUCGCACACUCCACAAGCACACAGAAAACAAGGAGAACAUUGAGGGUGGACUCGACGGGCGAUCAGACCACGGCACGCACGGUCACUCAGAGAGAAGCAUGCCAAGCUGGGCUUCUACUUUGUUAGGAGGGGACGGCCGAUCGGGCAGCUCCCCGGCUCUGCCCAGAAAACAGCUGUCACGAGAUAAAUCUCCCGCCAGCCUUUUAGAGGAUGCGCAGGAUAUGGGCACGUUUACACGAGACCGCAAGACUGGCUUCUUUAGCUCCUUCAUAAAGAAGAAAUCUUCUUCUUCCUCCUCCUCCUCACCAUCCUCUCAGCUGCAGCAGAACCUCCCGACGCCCCCCAAGAGGAGCAGCUCUUUCCGGGAGAUGGAAACGCAGCCUCACAAGAAAUACGAGCCUACUGCUGAUUUCAGCGCUCCACCUCCCCUGCCCCAGUCGGACAGUCUCGCCGGCUUCUCCGCCUCUCCCUCGCACUCCCAUGGAGAACCCACCCAGGCUCAGUCGCGCUGCUGUGGGGCUGCUUUUGGACAGAAACCCUCUAGUGGGGGGCUUGCUUCGCAGGUGACGAGCGGCAGCGGUUGGAGUGGGUUGGCCGGUUUUUUUACCCCGAGACUCAUCAAAAAGACGCUCGGGCUACGGACAGCAAAGACGACCUCGUCAGAGGAGGGUGGAAGUUUAGCUGGAGGGUCUAAACCCUUCCCGAGGUCCAAUUCUACCUCCUCAAUGUCAGCUGGGCUGCCAGACCUGGAGCGCAUGGCUCUGACUUUACCCAGGAACCGCAGUGCUAAACCCCCUCUGGAGAGGACUUCCUCCACCACCUCCCAGCCAGAGAACGGGGCUGCACGGCCCUCAGAAACUCUGCUGAGGAGGAUGGAUGAGGGGACAGCACAGAUCAGGGAAAGGCCCAAAGCCAAGCUAUUACCCCGGGGCGCUGCUGUAGGCGUGAGGGUGCCAGGGGUUGGGGGGGAGGUGGGGGAAUCGGACAGUCUGUCUCGGGUCAGGGAGGAGAGUGGGGGAGGACUGGACCAGCAGCAGAGUUGGUCGUCUCCCUCUAAGACUUCGAGUGCUUCAUCAGCUGCAGCAGGUGCACCAACUCACAACCACAAGGUUCCGGUCCUGAUCUCCCCCACGCUGAAGCACAGCCCGGCUGACGUGCACCUGGUCGGGCUAGACUCUCAGGGGAACCGCUUCAAACUGCUGUCUGAGCACCAAGCAGACCGGGACAGGCCACGACUUGUAAAACCCAAGUGUGCUCCUCCUCCUCCUCCCACCCUGCGCAGCCUGCAGCACUCCUACAGCGGCGACGGGGAGGAGCAGGUAGGAGGAGCACCUGUGGAAGUAAACGGGGACGCAUUGAAAGGUCACCGGUCCGGGCGAAUGUCAGGAGCGACGACGGGCCGACCAUCAGUGCCACCACCGCAAGUGCCUCCUGCAUCUUCCUCCUCCUUCUCCUCGUCUUGCUCUGCCACCACCAACACGACUCCCACCAAAAUGGCCAACGGAGCCGCCACCACUGCCUCCUCCUCACACGCGCCAUCAUCUGCCGGUUCCAAAGUAGCACUGCGGCGGACCAGGCAGCAGGCGGAGAGGGUUCCCCUGGAGCGAGUUAGUCGCGAUGCCCUGCUGGAGUGCGCCGAGUGCCUGAGCAGCGCCCUCCACGCCAGCUCCGACAGCCCCUCCAGCAGCCAGGUGCUGGACGCUGGCCUCCAGCUGCUAGACUACUGCUCAGGUUAUGUGGACUGCAUCCCUCAGAUGAGGAACAAAUUUGCCUUCCGAGAAGCAGUGGGGAAGCUGGAGCUCAGCCUGCAGGAACUGAGGGCCUCGUCCUCAGGAGGAGGAGGGCUGGGCGGUGUGGGGCCCAACACUGUACUGGACAACCUGCACAGCUGUAUUAAAGAGAUUAGUGACGUUGUACAGAGGUAGCCACUGUGACAACACCAACCGUCGCCCCUAACUACCCGACAGACUGCUUAUAUUCCCUUUUUUAUGUUUCUGGUUCUUUUGACAGCUUUUUUUGGGGGACAAAAUGAGAUGAAUCUCGAAAGUACCUCAAAGAGAAAUCACUACAAAAUCUAUUAUUUUUACUGUUUACAAACAACCAUUUCAUAAAAUGCCAGUGUGGACACUUUUUGCUCUGACCUGUACAUAUACAGAAAUCUUUAUACCAAACUAAAAAUGGUUUAAGUCGCACCAUGAGAAGGUUUAGCCCCCACGGGAUGAAUGUCGAGUGUCAGCUGUGUGUCUCCAGAGGAGGUGAAGUCUGAGCUCACGCUGCUUACCUGUCCGUCACAUACUGACACUGAGCUCAAACAGUGUUUCACAAACGAACAGAGCUGCAACUAUUAGUUGACAGAAAAAAUAAUCUCAAACUAUUUUGAUAAUGAAUUAAUCAUUAAACUAAUUUUUCAUGCAAAAUGUCAGAAAAUGCUGUUUUCAGCCUCUCGAAUGUGGAGAUUUGCUGCUUUUCUCAGUUUUAUAUCAUAUAAAUGUGAAUAUCUUUGGGUUUAAAGACAAAACCUUGAACUUUGAGGACAUUUCUCACUAUUUUCUGACAUUUUAUAAACCAAACACUCGAGUAAUUCUAGAAGAUAAUUGUUAGUUGCAGCUCUCCAGACGAGUGAAUCAGCAGUUUGGUUCACUGAGUUUCGCAGUAAAGUAUUUUGCUCAGCGUCUGGUGAGCCGAGUGAUCAGAAGCCAUUUUUAAAGCCAUUGUACUCUAAAGGAUUGGAAAGUAAAUCAACCGGACUCGAGGUGUCGUGGUCUCCAUUCGACCCUUUAUUCUGUGUGCAGAUUCUUAUUUUCAUUUCAUUUAGUCGACGAACAAAUGUGAUACAUUUAUAAAUCUGCCCAAAACUGCUUCGUUGGUUGGAUUAAAGCCGUGUUUUUGAGAAUAACAUUUCGACACACACAUUCCCACGUGUCCACACGAGGCGACUGAAGGGAUCAAGCGUGUAAAUAAGAUCAAAAGUAUUACCAAAUACAGGCUUAUCGAAUCAAAAGAGAAGAUUUAUAUGAAUCUAUUUUGUUUAUUUCCCACAGUAAUAAAACAUAAAGAAUGAACGUGGGGGGGGGGGUCUUAUCAUAUGCACAGCAUUCGUCUUCGCUUCAGUGACUCAUGUUCACACCUUAACACAGUGCCACAUAAAUGCGGGACAUCCCCGAAAGCAUUUCAAUAUUUAUGUCCAGUUAUUCUUGCACACUGCAUUUCUUCCUUGUAUGAUGGAGCGUAAAAGAGUAGAGGGAGGGGGGGGGGGUGGGGGGGAGCACAGGGUAGCGCAUGAGCAGAUUUGGGACAGUAUUUCUAUAAGUGUCCUUCUGAGUAUGGACAGUGCUGGAUUCCCUGAAGCCUUGUCGUGUCCUCAGUGCCUCAAAUUCUUCCAUGUAUGAACACUGCGAGAGGCAGAGACCUACUUUUACACUAAUCACGCAGUACUGAGCUCUCAGCGAACAAAACUGCAGUAUGUCUUCAGCACAUGAGCGAUUUGUACAUUAUUUGGUUCAAAGAAAACAAUGCUUUUUAGAAUGUCUAUGUAAUGAACUUGAAUUUUAAAUUAUUCCUCUUUUGUUUUUUUCUUUAAUUAAAAGCACAGACCUAUUUUGAGAGAAAAAGUUAUGUAAAUAUUUGAUUUAUUUCAUAUCCAGGAAACAAAAAGAUUUAUGUGUGGUUACAGCAUAAAGAGCAAUGUGUUUGACUGAAGAGAUGUAAUGCAACACAUCUGAAUAUCUGCUUUAUGAAUGUAUUAUUCUACCGCUCUGAACCCGGUCGAAUCUGCAUGACUCUUUAAUCUCUUAAGGUGCCAUUUUUUUUGUUUUUGUUAUUUAUUAUAUUUUCUUUAUUGGCCCAUAUUUCUAAUUUUGGUCACAUUAAAUAAUUAAGUCCAGAAGCAGUUGCUCUGUUUUUUGAGCACAAACAAAAACUGUGUACAAGCGCAGACACGACUUUCUUUGCUACGGCUCACAUCUUGAUGUACACUGGAUAAGGCCUCGGACACAUUGGUUCAGUGACACUUGUUGCAUACUCCAAAAACUAAUCUGUAAAACACUGCAGGUCCAUAACACUUUCAAAAAAAUGCCUGUUAAUGACACUUGAUGGAUUGCCGAGUAAACGUUUCUUUGUCAACUUGUGUUGUGGUGCGUUUCAUAUCAUUUCAUGUCGUUGUGUGUCAGUAUUUUAAUGUCCGAUUUCUUGCCAAACAGGAUCCUUUGAGAUGAACUGAUUUCUAUUCACUGUGAGUUUCCAAAACACAUGGACCGAAAAAAUGCCGCCAUCUUUUUUCUUUCAUGAUUCUUGGUGCCUUUUUUUUGUGAGCAAAAUGAUUUAUGUACACUGCGAGAAUUCACAUGUUUAAAGUCCAUCGUUAAAGCGUUCAUGUCUUCCCGCUGCCAUGAGAUUGUGAUGCACACAUCGCUGCAGCACGCAGUUCUGUCACGUGGAGGUUGAAUGUCAGAUGCAAACUUGAAACGGAAAGAUGCACUUUGUCCAUGAAGAUUAUGUAUUAGUGGCCAUUAGCACUGUUAGUGCAGCCACAUGUGGUUGUUUCCUCUCUAACUAAGGACGCAUGAGUCGCUCUGCUGUCUCAUAAUCUGACCACAAAAAGAAGAAAGUUUCUGCUGACUCGUGAUCUCUGGAGCAGGUUUCUCAAGAACAAAUGUGUACCCGCCCAGAAAUAAAGAAAUAAAACGUGUAGAUAUUCAAUCAAUGAUUACAGAGUCGAGUGACCACAAUAAUACAAAACAAUACCAACAACAACAAAUGAAAAGGAGGGAAGAGAGGGGGGGGUAAAUUAAUUAAUUUGGUUCCAAUGUUUUUUCCUCAAAUCUGAUUCUCAGUCUUCUUCAUCGUCUUUAUUUAUGUUGCAUCUGCUCUGUUUUAUCCUCCUGUCUGGAGAACGUGUGCACACACCUUUAUACCAAAGGCCACUUCUUCAGUUGUACGAGUGCGACGUACACCAUCACACACAGUCAUGGAAGAUGUGAAUCUAAACAGGGAUUAAAAAAACAAGAACAAUGGCAGAGAUGUUAACAUUAACUUUUUUAUUGUACAAAAUAUAUAUUUUGUGUUUUUUUUUGUUUUGUUUUUUUAUUUAAAGCUCACGUUAUAUUACUGUGAAGUUUUGCUUAUCAGUGUUAAGCCUAUUGUAAAUAAUAAAGAUAUUGAUGAAUACUG
Messenger RNA from Cottoperca gobio, 7446 nucleotides. It is a transcript of the gene abl2, whose product is annotated as c-abl oncogene 2, non-receptor tyrosine kinase. NCBI's taxonomy places the organism in Eukaryota, Metazoa, Chordata, Actinopteri, Perciformes, Bovichtidae. The record is from RefSeq and is a predicted model, not a curated record. Gene Ontology annotation, biological process: protein phosphorylation. The transcript is spliced from 12 exons. Bases 543 to 4202 code for a protein of 1219 amino acids. Gene Ontology annotation, molecular function: ATP binding; non-membrane spanning protein tyrosine kinase activity; protein binding.